Spodoptera litura is the source of this 1469-nucleotide messenger RNA. RefSeq names its product fibrohexamerin-like. Gene Ontology annotation, molecular function: structural molecule activity. Gene Ontology annotation, cellular component: extracellular region. The record is from RefSeq and is a predicted model, not a curated record. NCBI's taxonomy places the organism in Eukaryota, Metazoa, Arthropoda, Insecta, Lepidoptera, Noctuidae.
ACCAAGCUAUAAAGUUUUAGUUGAUUAAUUGACUAUUGACGUGCGUUGAGGGGGUGUAGAUGAAAAAGAUGAGGAUUUUAUUUCUUCUCCUACUUGUCAAAAUCUGUAUUUCUGCUGACGACGGUCAGACUGAUAACUUUUGGAGCAAAAUCAUCAAUGAUGGUAGUAGUCAUGUUUCAGAUGAAGAACAUAUAGUGCGUCCAUGUGCUCUGCACGAUCUCAAAUGCAUCCAGCGGUAUUUCGUUCAAAAUUCUCAAUGCGAACUGCCAAGUGGACCUACUCCAGACUCCUAUAGGCUCAAAAGGGUACCCAUGUACUUACCUCACGUCAAUGUCACCUUCAUUCUGACUGAUGCGGACAUCAAGGGAUUCAAGGACUAUAAAAUUGUUGAUUUCUAUGUAAACAAAAAGACGGAUACUGUUCUAUUUGAGGUGGAACUCCACAAAAUAUGGGUGUAUUCUCCAAGAACAAUCAUCACCUACCACAGGAAGGGGAAGGAGCCGUUGGAUUUAGUUGAUUAUGCGUACAUAGAAUACUUGAAUCUAUCGCUAACAUUAACUGCUCCACAAAUUUAUAACAUUGAUAUGUCUAAUAAUCAUGUCUACACGUACGUAAGUGAUGCCCAUCCUAGAAGUGGACUGGGGCCCAUUUUUACACAUAAUAAAGAUGAAUACGUGAGAAGUACGACGAAGCGUCUACUGCACAGAAUCGCCUUAGGCCUUCAAGAAGCCUUUGUGACACAAGGCGAAAUCUUCUUCUUCUUGUUCUUUCAAAGCAAUAUAUGUACUUACUACCGCGUUUUUGGCAAGGACUUCCACCAUGAACAUUCCAUCGUCAGGCCCUGUGCCAUCCAUGAUGUGAGCUGCAUCCGAGAGUUUUUCGCUUACAAUACCCAAUGUUCCAUGACUGAAGGACCAGCUCCAGACCCCUUCAUACCUGAGAAGAUCUCCUUGAAUACACCACAUGCAAAUCUUACUUUUACUUUGAACAAUCCACGAAUUAAAGGCCUUAAUAAUUGGAAAAUUAAGGAGUUUUAUAUCAACAAAGCCACAGGCGUAUUGGUGCUGGAAGUGAGAUUUAGCAGUAUAGUGGUGCAUACUCCAAAAUGUAUAGUCACGUAUUAUCGCAAGGGCAAGGAGUCGUUACAUACAUCUGAUUUCACCGAAAUUGAAUACAAAGACCUAUCUAUGACCUUGACAAUUCCUGACCUCAAAGACCCUCAGCUGUCAGGAGCCCAUGUCUUCACAUAUGUACCUGACGGCAAACCAGAGUAUGUGCUUGGACCUGAAAUCUAUAAGACUGAAGAUCCGGGAUUUCAGAAGGCGCUCAUUGAUGUAGAAUCUAAAGUGGACACAAGUCUUGUGGAACUCUUCGUUACACAGGGUCCCAUACUGUUUUCCAAGUUCUUCCAAAGUAGUAUUUGUGAAUUUGCUCACUAAUGAUAAAACGUUAUCUAGAAUAUUCUUUAU